Messenger RNA from Equus caballus (horse), 3874 nucleotides. It is a transcript of the gene MAGIX, whose product is annotated as MAGI family member, X-linked. Gene Ontology annotation, molecular function: protein binding. The record is from RefSeq and is a predicted model, not a curated record. Lineage: Eukaryota; Metazoa; Chordata; Mammalia; Perissodactyla; Equidae.
UUUAACUUUUUGAGGAACCACCAAACUGUUUUCUACAGCAGCUUCACCAUUUUACAUAACCACUGAAAUGCACAAGGUUUCCAAUUUGUUCACAUCCUGGCCAGCACUUUUCUUUUCUGUUUUCCUGAUAGUAACUACCCUAGCAGGUGUGAGGUGGUAUCCCAUUGAGGUUAGAGUGAGCUGAUCUUCCCAUCACCAUAUACCAAAGAUCCCAUCCUUUCUCAAUUGAUUUGUAGUGUCACCCGUAUCAUGUAUCAAGUUCCUAUAUAUACCUAUUUCUGUUUUGGAACCCCUAAUUUCUCUUUGAGUAGUUUGUCUGUCUAAUCCCUGCAGAGGCCCACACUCUUUUUAUUACUAAAUCUUUGUAGUAUGUCAUAAUAUUGUGAAAUCUAUGUCUUCCCUCUCUAUUUUUGAGGUUGAUCAGACCCACCCAUAACAUUUGUGAGGCCAGGGGUGAGAAUACAAAUGGAGGCUCACAUAUUAUAAGGAUAAAUGUCUAAAAGUAACAAAUCAAGGUAACUGUCAAAUAAUAUAUGAUGUGCCCUCCUACUUUGACAAAUAUAUUUCCACACAAAUCUACAAGGCAGACAGGUCCCAGCCCUGACCACACUGUGUUGUCAAUGUCUGUGUCAGCAUCCAGUAGAGCCUUUCCCUCCAAACAGGGUGCUUGCCAAUAGCAGAACCCAGGGCCGUUGCAGCUCCAUGAAGCCAGCUGCGCCUGCAUAGGGCCGGGCUCUGAGCAUGUGUUAGAGAAUGUCUGUGGAAUGCACGAAUGAAUGAGAAUCCAAUGGAGGAAAACUGUAGUAUAGAGAGUCUCCACUUUCCCCCACCCAGCCCCAGACGCAGGUUGGGACAGAUGUGGGCAGCCAGACAGAGAGCCUACGUGCACCAUGAGAGGUAGGAUAGUGUGGCACCUGAAUGCAGUCCCUGAAGCCAGGACAGCCUGGUGCAAAUCCUAGCUCCACCGCUUCCUGGCUGUUGCAACCUUGAGAAAGUUACUUAACCUCUCUGGGCCUCCAUCUCCCACUCUAUAAAACUGGGAUAACAAUUGUGCCUUGUGUUGGCUUAUUUCUCAUUCCACAAGUCAUAGGUAAGAAGUUUACAUGGCAUAAUACAAAAGCAUCCUGGCUUCUCUGAAGAAGUGGGCAGGUGUGGCCAUCUUCUGCUGGGGACCCCUGGGAGCUCAGACAGCAGCCUGACUCCCAGGGAUGGCCAAAAGGGACAGAGCAGAUCCCAGUUCAGGCAGACAGAGGCUCAGAGACGCCAGUGACUCCAGUGACCAGCACUGCCCUGGAGAAUUGGGGAAGUCCCCAGGGGGACUCUGAGUGGACUGGGUUAUGGAGGAAAGAGUGAGAGGGUUUCUCAGUGGAGGAGAGAACAUGGGAGCCUAGCAUUCAGUCUCGGUUAUUCGCCUCAAUCUAGUACUCUUGGAAAGACUCAGGAAAUGUAAUCAGCCCGGACUCUUCCUCCAAAACAGAAGCACUUUGAUUUAUAAUUCUACACAGUCAAUCAUCCAUCUUCUGCAUAUGAUCAUGUGAUCUUCCUUUUCAGAAAUAGAAGAAUGGAGGGCUGGAGCCUUUGAACUGGGCCUUGAUAACAUGCAGUCAACUUCUAGGCACACAAAAGGCUGGGAAGGGCUUCCCAAACAAACGGAACAGCAUGGCAAAGGCAGGGAGAUGGGAAAAAUAGUGAGCAUAAGAUGGGAGCUGUGACAGCCUCAUGUGGUUGCCACAAGAACAGGGCAGAGCAGUGAAAGAGGUCUAAUGUGAUCCCCCUCAGACAAGAUCAGGUGAGAGGUGGGAGAGGCAGGGGGUCGCAGGAGGAACGAAAGCAGGGACCAUUCAGCCCCUUCCACCUACGACAACACCGGGACCCUGAGAGGUGGCCGAGAGAGGUUGCCCAGCCAGCCAGAAUGGACGGCAGGACACAGUGCACCGACAGCCGCAGUGAAACAGUCCCGGGCCGAGUGAGCGUUGGGGGUGAGCUGCCUGGGACCGGCGCUGCUGUUGGCUGGCUACCGGGCCCGGGCAGGCGUCUGAGCCCCUCCAGCCCUCAGUCUCUUCCUCCACCAAGUGGUGGUCACAGGCCAUCUCUCGCUGUUCCCCACUCCUCCUUCGACGACAGCAGCACCGUGUCCAAGGGCUCCCCGCUCGCGGCCUGUGUCCCCAGAACCCCGCCCUUUUCAAACCUAGGAGGGGCCUCAUUUCUCUCCUCUUCUUGGCUGGCGUCCCCUCCCACCCGGGUGCCUUCAAAGCCGCCUCGCUCUCCAGGGGACCUGCCCUUCCCUGCUCCUGGAGUCCCCCAGUCCCAUCAUGCUCAGGGCCCCAAACCCUCCCAUGGCCCCCAAGGCUCCAAGGGCGUCCCCCUCCCCAGCCCACCAGACUCCUCCGGUUCCCCCGUAGGGACCGGCUUAGGCCAACAUGGACUGCACGUUUACUGAGCGCCUACUACGUGCAAAGCUCUGUUGGAGGCUGCAGAAUUCCCUGCUAGACUUGGGCUCCAGUUCCGCCUCCGCGUGUUUGGUUGUCAGAGCUCAAACGGGGCCCUUAGCUUCUCUGGGCCUCGACCUCCCCUUCUCACGCGCGGAGUCCCUACAUUCCCCGGGUGGCAAGAGAAGCGCAGCCAGGGUCCCCGGAGGAGGGAGGCGGCGCCCGAGGCAGAGCGAGGCCCAGCGCUCGCAUGGCCCGCAUGGCCAGGCCUCCUUGCCGGCCGCCAGGCCGCGGCCUUCCCCCGCCCGCGGGCUCCAGUGCCCGGCAGCUCCUGGCCCGGCUGGACGCGCGCCCCCUGGCGGCCCGAGCUGCGGCCGACGUGGCGGCGCUGGUGCGCAGGGCCGGCGCCACAUUGCGCCUGCGCCCCAAGGAGGCUGUUAGGGUGCUGGAUUCUGCAGACAUAGAGGUCACGGACAGUCGCCUGCCUAAUGUCACUUUCGUGGAACACCGGCCCCAGCAUAGGCGGUCAGAAACCUUGGGUACAUGUACCACGCCGUCCCAAGUGACCCAGGGUAAGGCACGUUGUACUUCGAAGCUACCGCAGGCCUCUGGUCAGUUCUGUGUGGAACUGGCCCGUGGUUCCACGGGCUUUGGCCUCACAUUAAGCGGAGGUCGUGAUGCAGCUGGAGACACUCCGCUGGCAGUGCGCGGGCUGCUGAAGGACGGGCCAGCAGAGCGCUGCGGUCAUUUGCAGGCUGGCGACCUCGUGCUCCUCAUCAACGGAGAAACAACUCAGGGCCUCACCCAUGCCCAGGUCGUGGAGCGGAUUCGCGGAGGCGGACCCCGGCUCCGGCUGGUGCUAAGCAGGCCUCUUGAGACACACCCCAGCAAGCCUGAGAGGGUGGGAAGGCCCCGGAAAGGCCAUGAUCGCAGCCCAGAUCCUGGGAGACCAGAGGUGAUGAGGUCUCACAGCGCCAGCCCAUCCCUGUUUCAGCACCCUCGAUCCCAUACCACGCCCAAAACCCGGGGCAGCCCGGAGCCUAGCCUAGAGCGGGCGGCCGACAGCUCCGCGGUUUCUCCUGACGACCGAACCCCGGGUUCCCCCGGACCCUGGCUGGUGCCGAGCGAGGAACGGCUCUCGCGUGCCCUAGGGGUUCCGGGGGCCGCGCAGCUCGCCCUGGAGAUGGCAGCCGGAAGGCGGAGGCACUGAGCAUGCAUCAGACGGCUCGGUGCUUACUUGGUACUGCCCAAACUGGAUCUGGUGUGCUCCGCCGGCCGCGCACUAGCAUGACGCGGAGAGCUUCCACUUGGUCUUGUCCCCCCGCCUGCUGCGCAGUCGACCAGCCCGCGCUCCCCUUGCGGCGUCAGUGGCACAGUCCUCCCGGACGGGCCAGCCCUGCGCUUCUUGUUUCGGGUGGGGGAGGUAAUAAAAUGGUUCGAUCCAG